Molecule: messenger RNA, 5181 nt
Organism: Haliotis rubra (blacklip abalone)
Lineage: Eukaryota; Metazoa; Mollusca; Gastropoda; Lepetellida; Haliotidae
Exons: 13
Molecular function (GO): protein binding
Source: RefSeq, a predicted model, not a curated record
UAUCACAUACGCGUGGAAACUGCUCGAUAAAGGACUUAUGAAUCUACAUCAGCUGUUGUGACCUCAAAAUGUAUAUAUAACAAUCACCCGUCGUUUUUCUCACGGGCCACUGAGGCAUGUGACCUAAUUUAUAUGUGUAUAACUGUCGACUUCAGGCAACCUGGCCAUGUGACUGUUCGGGAGAAUAAUUCGUCUGCUACUGCGAGCGAGUUACAUCAACAGUAGCACGUGGGGCAACGAACGCCUUCACCAAGCAGACGGGUAAUGAGCUUGUGAAGAUCGAUAGUACAUACCUGUAACAGAAUACUUGAGGAAGAACGCUGUUUUGAAUUUUCUGUCACACGAAGGAAAGAUCCAUCGCCUGUCACAGUCCACGUCUGCUACGGAUUAAUAUCACAGUGGGCUCGCUUCGACUAUGACAAUUCCCCGAGGCAGACGACACCAGUUGGACAGUUGCAACAAGUGCAGUUCCAUGUUAAGAAGGGAAGAGCGAUGUGAGUAAACUGUUUGAUGAUAAUUGAACCCAAUUGACUUGGACAAUCGCUAUUAUUUCCUGAGUUGCUGUCGGAGCUAGUGGUGUGUGGACUUACUCUGGUAGUGAAGUAAUUACUGAUGAACUCGAUUUUGACGGGAACGCGCCUAACUUGUUGCGUGUAUAGGAUUGUUGGAACGUAAAAUGAAUGGAACAUGUCGCCAAAGAAGUCUUUCCCAGAAAUGUUUUAGUCGGUCGCAGCUAAUGUCAUGAAACCGGUGUUCGUGGAGGAACCAGGUGAUGCCUUGUGUUAAAUAGGCCAAACGGCUUCUUGUGUGUGGCAUUCUCAAGCAUAUUCUCCAACUGGAAAAAAAGUGGGAUUAAGUUUCUUGUGACCAACCUGGCAUGUGGUGCCGCAAUUUAGGAGAAAGCGGCGACGCAGAAAAGUGCUAUCGGGUGAAAUAACUUGUGUCAGCGGCAAAGAUAUGGAUACCUUGAAGUCAUAUUUCAGUCGAAUCUUUCCCCCAAAUUCCACCGGAAGAAGGGGCAGUUUAAAGAACCGUCGGGGUGGUAAGUCUCAGUAUGAUUUUGGAAAAGGGACCCUCCCGGCACGUGCAGCAUCCACAUCUCAGGUGGAGACAGAUGAUGAUAUGGAUUUACCCAGGGACAGAAGAAUCGCGACGUUUAUGUCGGAAUCCCGAAAUAAAGAACUCUCCAAAUCACCCCCUCCUACUAAACCCCCGCGUAAGGAUCAGAUUUUCUGUGUAGAAUUCUACCAGCCAAGGGGCAAGGAAUUGGGCAUCGUUAUCGACAGUGUACCCAUUGUUUUUGCUCGUCCAAGAACUGCCAGCGAUAGUGGGAAUGAAAGUUAUAGGUCUAGCAAUGGUGUUGUGGCGCCUAACGCUAGCUCCACCCAAACAUCGGCAUUCCGGGUUGUAUUAAUUAAAGCUGGAAGUUUGGCGUACGCUGACGGUCGAAUUAAGAUAAAUGACGAAAUAAUUGAUAUCAACGGAAGAUCACUCUUAAAGGAGACUCUGGAAUCCGUGAGGUUGCUGAUGUGUAAUGCAAUUCGAUCAGGGCGGGUUGUGAUGACCAUCCGGAGACGCAGAAAGAGGCCUGCGCCUCCACCACCACUGCCCAUUAGACACACACCUUCCCUCCAGGACAUGCCCUCGAAACCUACAGGAGUCACUGGACCCUACUCCCACGGAAUCUCCCAGUCUUUCACCUGCCUGCCUACAGAGUGCAAUAGUGACAAUGGCGGAUAUGCGAACGGUGGAAUACUCCUUAACAGCAAUUUGUGUACGUCAAACAAUGAACUCAGCAUCUCCAGCGAUGACGUCUUUGCUGAUUCCUCAACACCAGAUGAUAGAAUAAUUUAUGUGAAUUUACCUCAAAGUAGAUAUCUGAAUGGUAGACUGAACCACAACAUUCGGAGGCCUGCUGCAUCUGUUAAUGAUGUUGAUUGUUAUGAUGACUGUGGACAGAGGACUCAAAGCACAUCGGCUGUGGAGGAUGUGGUUAAUUGGUCUUCUGAUCCAAGGGCAAAAGGACAUGUGACCAAUGGCCAUGACAUCAUGGACCUUCAGCGCUAAAGCUCCACAUCUACCUUGGUGCCAGAUAGUAGUAUGUAUGGUGGCAGCACAGACUCUCUGGCCAUGCCACAGUACCAGCAGCGCCAACAUAAUGGCAAUGUGACGCCAAUCAGACGAUUGGUGGAACGUAACCUUCUGAAGAACUCGGGACUUUACAACCGAUCUGAUUGUGCAUCCCCAUCCUCAGGGAGCCUCUGUAGCUGUAACUCUGAAGGCGGAAGUAACAAGUCUUCUCCUUCAUCAGUAGGCAAGCGUCGCCUCAUCGCCAAGCUGCACCUCCUGAAGGAUGCGAAUGGUCUGGGCAUCCACAUUGCAGGGGGUAAAGGGUCCAAGAAGGGAGACAUUGGCAUCUUCGUAGCAGGGAUCACAGAGUCGGGGGCUGCUCACAGAGAUGGCCGACUGAAACGUGGAGACGAGCUACUUAUGAUCAAUGGAGUGAGUCUGAUCGGGAUGAUGCAUCAGGAGGCUGUUGACUGUCUGCGAACAGAGCCCAGACUGGUACAGCUGGUCGUGGCCCAAAGACUGAUUCGUAAAUCAGCGUCAAUAGCCUCAACGUUGUCAUCCCAGCUUCCAGGAAGUCCAAGAGUUCUGUCCCCUGUACCUCAGUCAGACAGUCCCACCUUCCAAGCAGAAACCCCAGCACCUGUGCCAGAGGUCAUCGCGCAGACUCCAUCAGGGACUGUGUUAAAAUGGGAGGAGAUGUUUGAUAAGUUCUCCAGGCCUGGACAGAAUUCCCAAUCACCUGAUAAAUAUCGAUCCCCAAAGUUCGGUCCCGAGCAGAUAUUGACAGUGAACAAAGGUGCCAAGGGGAAGGGUCUGGGAUUUAGCAUUGUGGGAGGAACCGACUCGCCCCGAGGGAGGAUGGGGAUCAUUGUAAGGAGGAUAUUUCCCAACGGUGUCAUCGCAGAGGAUGGCAGGCUUAGAGAAGGUGAUGAGAUCGUUGAGCUGAAUGGAAUACCACUCCAGGGCCUCACCCACAAGGAUGUUCUGUCCAAGUUCCGCUCUCUCAGGAAGGGUCUAGUGAGACUUGUGUACAGGAGCAGGCUCUCCUCCCCAAUCCCCACCUGUCACCGAGUGCCUCAGCCCCGAGAGUCCCCUGAAGGUAGUCCCGUCUCCACCCCUGGCCACUCCCCACGCCACACUCCAAGCAACAGUAUCUCCGACGCCUCAGUCUUCGGCAUUCUUCCCAACAACACCCUACCACCUCUCUCACCCCUGGACAGGGCAUCCUUUCUCACAGCAGGACUGAUGUCUCCGUUGUCACAGAUGACAGAUCGAACACAGACAUUGCCACAUAAUCUGAGAACGCCAGGAGUCAGGACCAAUCUCUUCCCCACGUCCCCCAUUCUGCACUCCCAUGGGGACAGAACCAACUUCACCAUAUCCAGACACAACACAAACUUUAUGCAAAGGGAGGCAACUCAUACCUCCUAUAUGGGCCAAGAAGUUUCUCAGCAGAAAUAUAUGAGUACAGAGCUGGGGCAUUCAUCUCAUAGAGGAAUGGCAAAUACUCAGUUCCGGACUUUACAAAGUACAAAUCAAGGAGUUAACUUUAUGUCUGUAGUUCAGAAACUGGAGUAUUCUCAAAGUCAAGUAAGCUCUAACAUGAGUUCCGAGAAUGGAUUCCUGUCUAAUGGUAGUGUGCUAAAGUUAACAAGUGAAAUUGGCAGUAACAACCGAAUCUUUGAAGUGGAUCUCCACAAAGAAUGUGGACUAAGUCUGGGUAUUAAUGUGGUUCGGAAGACGAUCGGCGGCAUCAGUAACAUCUACGUUCAGGACAUCACCCACAACUCCCAGGCAGAGAAGGAUGGACAGCUCAGGAAGGGUGACCUGUUAGUCCGAGUGAACGGAAAGCCGAUGCAUGAACUCACACUCCUGGAUGCCUACCAGCUGUUCCGCAAUCUGCCACCAGGGCCUGUCGUCAUCUUUGCACAGAGAGAUGACAAGAGUCUGUCUCAGUCCGAGUCAUCUGACACCUCUACCACGACAGAUGGCAGUGCUGGAACCAAGAAAUCAGAAAACAAAACUACAAAGUCCAAUGUGUCAUAGGUGACAAUUGUUACCUCACUUCCUGUCAAGUGACUUCUCGGACAUCAUCCGCGGUCUUUCAUAUAUAGUGACCAUGAAACCAAGAUGGAUAAGUUGUUUCAUGGAGUUAAAGUGGUACCUACUGUUGUUGAAGAUGGAGCUGUUCCUGAUCCAGCUGCUUGGAGUCUGAUUUACGUAUCUUGUUGUUUGUUUUGUUGCGUGACUUUGUAUCAAUGGCAGUGCAUGCGUUGUAUCACAGUUACAUGGACAAGGAAUGGCUGUAUGUCACUAAGGGCAACUUGACCAAAAAAAUUCAAACUGUUAAGUUUGUUCUUCUAUAUUUUUAAAUAAUAAUGGAAUAAUUACAUAUUUUUUAUUUAGUAAUAAGUGUGUUUGUUGAAUGUUUAAUUUGAAAGCUUCUACAAUUUACUUUUGAACUUACAACUUUGUACGCAACGUAGUGAGCAUUACAAAGGACGUCAAAUAAGCAGUUUGGAAAAUGAGUUUGGAUAAUGAAUAUCCUAUCCAUGUGAACAAAUUGUUUUUAUGAUGAGGUAACUUUAGUGUAACGUGGUGACUAAGUGACAUCCCUUGGUCGGCUGUAUGGGUAAAGAAGGAUGUAAAGCUUAUAAAGGUUCAUACUGUACACAGAAUUCAUAUGCAUGGAGGGGCGGUGGGGUAGCCUAGUGGUUUAAGCAUUCACUCGUAAUGCUGAAAACCGGGGUUUGAUUUCUCACAUGUGUCCAUGUGUGAAGCCCAUUUCUGGUGUUCCCCGCUUGAUAUUGCUGGAAUAUUGCUAAAAGUGGUGUAAAACUAAACCCACUAUUAUACAUGGUAGAGGUCGGGGAGGAUGACAUGUUGGUUUGUGAUUACUUGUGAUGAUGUUCAAUUUUGUCCGAAGUCUCAACUAAACAGUUUGUCCUGACAGAUAUUGUUGGUAUACACUAUGAGGAAAGAUAUAGAAAAAUAUCAUGUGGUGAGCCUGAAUUUGCAAAGAAUCAGCUAUAUAUUAGAGGCAAGAUUGGUUGUAAGAGUUACCUCCCUUCAACUAGUUUUAACCUUCUGUGAGUUUACUGACAGUGUAUU